Saprolegnia diclina VS20 is the source of this 957-nucleotide messenger RNA. RefSeq lists its product as hypothetical. The record is from RefSeq and is a predicted model, not a curated record. Lineage: Eukaryota; Oomycota; Saprolegniomycetes; Saprolegniales; Saprolegniaceae. Gene Ontology annotation, biological process: hemolysis in another organism. The transcript has a single exon. Bases 1 to 957 code for a protein of 318 amino acids.
AUGACGAAGCCCGCCUUGCCACUGACGCUGCCGGAACAAAACACCGAGGGAAACCAAGCUGCGAUGCUCCGUGCGAUCAUGGCGGGGCUCGAGAACGGGUUCCGAGGCAACGGACUUCUCGAGUGGCUUGAAACGUACGAGGGCGAUUUUUCGGUCGCCGCUGCACCCCACGCAAGUGCCACCAUUACCAAGCUUCGCAAUGCUCGCGACUGUUUUCAGCAGGCUACAAACAGUGCUUGCGGGUGGUGCACACUCAUGAAGGCUUAUAUCCCGGCCUACUUGGCCGCGCUAGAGGCACCGGAUGCUACUGCGCGCAACUGCCUCAUGCAGGCGCUUGUUGAUGGGGAUGCCGUUCUCGUCACGGCGAUCUCAAAGCUUAGUGAGUGCUCCACGUGGCUCACGGAUGCGCUUGGCUCCUUGACGGCGCUCCGCGCCCAGCUUCGGUACGACUUUGAAGAAGAUACCGCUGCCCGACGCCAGUACGUCGAAUCAAUUGCCGAGAAUGUGCGCAGCUACACUGCCCCCGGUGGUGCAGCCGUCUCCGGUCUCGUCGUGACGGCCACCGCGUGCUUCUUUGUUGGCCCCUUUGGCCUUGCUGUUUUGAUUCCUUCCGGCUUCGUGGGCGGCAAGGCCGGCGGUGCCAUGUCGGAUGCUGUGAUCUACAAAGUGUACGGUCCUGAACUUGAUGCGCAGCUGGCGACAGUGCAGACCAAAUUCGCUACGCUCCAAGCCCAUGUGACCGAGACGUCGACGGGCAUUGAGACCGCCCUCCAUGCGCUCCGGGGCGAGGCCGAGGCCGUCACGCUGCUCCAAGCCAAACGCACCGUGAGCGCGACGUUUAUGGGCUUCGGCAACAUGCCAUUGCGCAACGUUGCGCCGGAAGCCAACGCCCUCUUGGCCACUUGUACAACAUACCUCGUCGACCAUCCGUCGCUCACCGACUCUGUCGAGGCGUAG